This is a messenger RNA of Pteropus alecto (black flying fox), 2954 nucleotides long. RefSeq names its product bestrophin 4 (gene BEST4). The record is from RefSeq and is a predicted model, not a curated record. Gene Ontology annotation, molecular function: chloride channel activity. Lineage: Eukaryota; Metazoa; Chordata; Mammalia; Chiroptera; Pteropodidae. The transcript is spliced from 9 exons. The coding region runs from base 48 to 1469 and encodes 473 amino acids.
CAGCUCUGGGGCAGCUCUGUGACCUUCUACCCUAGGUUCCCAGUGCCAUGACGAUUUCGUACACCCUCAAAGUGGCGGAGGCCCGCUUUGGAGGCUUUUCUGGGCUACUUCUCCGUUGGAGGGGAAGUAUCUACAAGCUCCUCUACAAGGAGUUCCUACUUUUCAUCAUCUUGUAUGCUCUGCUCAGCAUCACCUACCGGCUGCUGCUCACCCAGGAGCAGAGAUAUGUGUAUGCUCAGGUGGCUCGAUACUGCAACCGCUCUGCGGACCUCAUCCCCUUGUCCUUUGUCCUGGGUUUCUACGUGACCUUGGUGGUGAACCGCUGGUGGGCCCAGUACACAAGCAUCCCACUGCCGGACCAGCUGAUGUGUGUCAUUUCGGCCAGUGUGCAUGGCGUGGACCAGCAUGGCCGCCUGCUGCGCCGGACCCUCAUCCGUUAUGCCAACCUGGCGUCAGUGUUAGUGCUGCGCUCAGUCAGCACACGCGUGCUCAAGCGAUUCCCCACCAUGGAGCACGUGGUAUAUGCAGGUUUCAUGUCCCAGGAAGAAAGGAAAAAGUUUGAGAGUCUGAAAUCCGACUUUAACAAGUACUGGGUCCCCUGUGUCUGGUUCACCAACCUAGCAGCUCAGGCCCGGAGAGAUGGGCGAAUCCGUGAUGAUAUUGCUCUCUGCCUGCUCCUGGAAGAGCUGAACAAGUACCGAGCCAAGUGCAGCAUGCUGUUCCACUAUGACUGGAUCAGCAUCCCUCUCGUCUACACUCAAGUGGUGACCAUAGCAGUAUACUCUUUCUUUGCCCUCUCCCUGGUUGGCCGCCAGUUUGUGGAGCCAGAGCCAGGGGCUGCCAAACCUUGGCAGCCUCUGGAGCCAGGCCAGGAGCCAGGACCAGCCCUUGGGGACCUGGACAUGUAUGUGCCUCUCACCACUCUGCUGCAGUUCUUCUUUUAUGCUGGCUGGCUCAAGGUGGCCGAACAGAUCAUCAACCCCUUUGGUGAGGAUGAUGAUGACUUUGAAACCAACCAGCUCAUUGACCGCAACUUGCAGGUAUCCCUGCUAUCCGUGGACGACAUGUACCAGAACCUGCCUCCCGUCGAGAAAGACCCCUACUGGGACGAAGGCUCAGCGCAGCCGCCCUACACUGCAGCCACGGUGGCCGAGUCGUUGCGACCUUCAUUCCUGGGCUCCACUUUCAACCUGCGCGUGAGCGACGACCCGGAGCAGAGCCUGCAGGUGGAGGCGUCUCCUGAGUCGGCUCCGCCAGUGUCCGCCGCGCAGACCCCGCUGCUCAGUCGCUUCUUGGGCGCAGGAGCGCCUUCUCCCGCCGUGAGCCUCCGGAACUUUGGCCGCGCACGAGGACCCCCCCGGACCCCUCAUUUGCUGCGCUUCCGGGAGGAGGAGGACGGCGACCCCGAGGCCGCGGACUGCAUCGAGGAGGCGGUGGCGGGGUCGGGGGACCAGACUCAGGAGCUCUGAGCAGAGGCAGCCGGAGCCAGGCCGCCCAGCCUGCCGCCCCUAGGCCUGACCCCAACCCGCUUCCCGCCCAUUACUUCCCACUUUCUGGGCGGUGCCCCAUUCUGCCCUCCAGCACUAUUAGAACAGCACUUCCUGUGCGCCCUGAGCCGGGGCAUUUAGGGACAGACCUUGAAAGAGGAAGAUGGUUGGAAAGGCCUGAGCCAGGGCUGGAAAUGUGUCCACUUUGGCGGGAGAAGGUAGGAUCGAUUGUUUGGGGGAGGUGAAGCUGGCAAGAUACAUGGGGCGAGGCAUAGAGGACUAGGGCCCAGGUGGACUGUUCAUUUCCUUGGCAUUGGAAGGACUAGAUCAGUUCUCAGAUUUGAGGGAGCAUCAGCAUUAUUGAAGGGUUUAUUAAAAAGUUACAGGUACCACUCCAAACAUUUGCGAUUUAUUAGAUCUAGAAUGAAGCUAAAGAAUUUGCAUUUCUAAUAAGUUCCCAGGUGAUGCUACUGCUGCUGGUCCCAGAAUCGCAAUUUGAGUUAUACAUAAGAUGUUUAGGAUAUACUUUAGCCCGACAACCUUACUCUGGAGUCAAAGUGUGUGUGCUGGGGGACUUUUGCUUUACCUGUAAUGUUCAAUUUUUUGUUUGCAAUGAGAAUAUAUUUAUUACUGUGCAAUUACAAUUGUUUAAAAUUGAAUUGGUAUGCUAUAUGAUGGAAUAAAGAUAAGGGUUUCAGAAUCUGCCUUGGAGGGUGAUUAAACUCAGAUGUGAAGGCAGUCGUACACCACCCAGCCUAGACUUUCAGCAUCUGGAUUUUACAGAGUGCCAAGCCUUUUUCUGUUCCCACCAACCAAAUAGGGUGAGAAUAGAUAAUUUAAGGGGUGAGAGCUGCAAUCCAUCUCUAUGGUGGGACUGCAGUGCUGGGAGCACUCAGUUGGAGCUAAGAGCCUUAUGGGAAAGUCUCAGCACUAGAUUGGUGUCGUUGCUAAACUGAGCUCCUCUAAGUUUCCUGCCUUCUAAGCUUAGCCGCUAAAGGAACUAGUGAAUGUCAAAACUGACCUUUAAGGCCAAAGGAUGACGAGUGCCAGAACUCAAAGAAGGGGAGGCAGGAGUGUGUAGGCAGAGAUUGAGAGUGCAGCCUCUGGCAUUGUCAACUGACUAGAUUAAAAUGAUGGUUUUGAUUCUUUCCUGCUGGGUUAUUGAACAUUUCUAAGCCUCACAGUGGCCAAAUCUAUAAUGUGGAGACAAUAGCAUCCCACAGUAGCCAUUCACUGAAAAGGUAUUUGAGGAUUUUUGCUGGGCUUGUCUUCUGCAGAGGCAGUGGAGAGGGAAAGUGGAUAGAUUCCUCUACAAAGAACCUAUUGGUCCUGACAGAUUAGAAGUAGGAGUGAAGGAGGGGGAGGAAUAAAGAUCAAUGCCCUGUAAAGUUUCAAUUAGAAAGUAAAGGCAAAGUGCUUGAGUGUUGCUUUACUAUGCCUGACAGAGAUCUGAGUACACAUUAGCUA